Messenger RNA from Dendrobium catenatum, 1611 nucleotides. RefSeq names its product transcription initiation factor IIA large subunit. The record is from RefSeq and is a predicted model, not a curated record. The transcript is spliced from 10 exons. Gene Ontology annotation, biological process: transcription by RNA polymerase II; transcription initiation at RNA polymerase II promoter. Lineage: Eukaryota; Viridiplantae; Streptophyta; Magnoliopsida; Asparagales; Orchidaceae. Bases 228 to 1367 code for a protein of 379 amino acids. Gene Ontology annotation, cellular component: transcription factor TFIIA complex.
UUCCCUGCUUUCUCGUCCGCAGCUCCCUCAUCUCUCUCUCUCUCUCUUUCUCUUUCUCUCUGUACACUGCAAGCCGAACUCGAAACCCUAGAGCACCGAAGCCUCGGAUUCUUUGAUGCCAUUAACCUUGAGAACAUCAAUUAUUGGAUCACUUCCAGCUGUAAUUUGCCGGAGGGGUCCCGCGCUGUCUUUGAUCCUCUAAAGGCGCCAGAUCCCCGUGGUGAUCGAUGGCAGGUAGCGUCUCUUCCGUUUAUCUACAGGUAAUUGAAGAUGUCAUCAGUAAGGUCCGGGAUGAGUUUAUCAAUUCUGGCGCCGGAGAGACUGUCCUCGGCGAGCUUCAGACGAUAUGGGAGGCGAGGAUGAUGCAUUGCGGGGUUAUAUCGCCUAACAUGGAACGGCCUUCGCUUCAGAAGCAGACUGGCCCGAUUACCCCAGUGCAUGACCUUAAUGUCCCGCCCGUGGAGGAGUAUGAGACCCCCACAGCCGAGAUGCUCUUCCCGCCUACUCCUUUGCAAACCCCGGUGCCACAAACCCCAUUGCCACAAACCCCAAUUCAAACUCCAUUGCCUGGACUAGAUCAGAUGUAUAAUAUACCUACAGGACCCUCUGAUUAUGCUCUGGUUAGUGAUAGCAGGAAUGGUGGUGAUAUGAAACCUGGAAGGCCAAGUCCGUACAUGCCACCCCCAUCUCCUUGGAUGAAUCAGAGGCCUUUAGGAGUUGAUGUCAAUGUGGCUUAUGUUGAGGGUCGUGAAGACAUUGAUAGGGGAGCUCCUCAUCAGCCAAUGACCCAGGAUUUUUUCAUGAUAUCUGCUGGGAAGCGCAAAAGAGAUGAUUAUGCUUCUCAUUUGGCACCAGGAGGUUAUAUGCCACAGCAAGAUGGUAGUGGAGAUGUAGAAAUAGAGUUUGCUCUACAAAAGGAAACCAACUUUGCAUCCACUGGAGUUUGGGGGAAAAUCAAAACUGACUCUAUAUCCAAUGUGUUAAUAAGGGAAACUCCAACGCUUCCUCAGCAAGAUGGUGCUCAAGAUGAAUAUGAUGAAUUGUUCCAUUUCCAAGAAGUUACAAAUGAAGAUUACAACACUCCCACACCUGCAGAGCAUGAUCUACGAGCACCUACCCCAUUAGUUGGUACUCCAAAGCCUACCAAAAAUGAAGCCGCAGAGGAUGAUGAGCCUCCAUUAAAUGAAGAUGAUGAUGAUGAGGAUGAUCUGGAUGAUUUUGAUCAGGGAGAGGAAGAGACAAACACACAACAUUUAGUUUUAGCCCAGUUUGACAAGGUGACACGGACAAAGAACAAGUGGAAAUGCGCUCUCAAGGAUGGUAUCAUGCACAUUAACAGCCGAGAUAUUCUUUUCAACAAGGUAUGACUCUAGAUUCUGUUUGAUCAUCUUUAAUUUUUUCCUCCAACAUUUAUGAGUAUGCUCUUUCAUCAUCCUUUCAGAAGUUUUCUUGACAGAUUGGAAUGAUCUAUGUAUGUUUUUGUGCUUUUGAGAAAAUUUAUGGAGAUGAUAUGUUUCAUAGUAUCACGCUUCAUAAGUUGUAUGUUUUUGUUAUGUAGAUAUCUGUAUUGAAAUUAUUAUAGGGGUUUGCUUCUUGAUUCCGUAGGCAUUU